Molecule: messenger RNA, 4837 nt
Organism: Trachemys scripta elegans
Lineage: Eukaryota; Metazoa; Chordata; Testudines; Emydidae
Gene: PLXDC2
Product: plexin domain containing 2
Exons: 14
Coding region: 716-2305 (529 amino acids)
Source: RefSeq, a predicted model, not a curated record
CCCAGGAAAGUGCAGCAAUUGGGCAGGUCGUUUCCGGCAGCCUGGACCCGAGCAAGGGGAGCGGGGCCGCUCGGGGCACCCAGCCAGCGGCGCGCGCUCCCCACGUAGGACCAGGCAGCAGCGGCGAGGCGCCCGCUCCAGCCCCAAACUAGUUCCCCGCACGGCUGGCCCCGCCAGACACCGGCUUCGCCUGCGGGGCUCCUCGCUUGGUUCCCCAUCCCGCGCCUCCGCCGCCCGCUGCGAGGAGCGGCUCUGCCUUUCUGGCCUGAACCCACGGGGCUGGAGCAACAAGACACCCGGGGGGGGGGGGGAGAAACUUAUGUUGUUUCCUCCUCCCCUAGAGCCGCGCAGAGCCGUGUCGCUCCCGUGCCGGCGCUGACGGGCAGGGGGGAGGUUUUGCCUUGAACUGCGCGUGGAGAGGAGCCACCAGCCCCCCUCCCACUGGGCGGGCAGGGGGGGUCCGGCCAGCCGCCGCAAGGAGGGAGAGUUGGGCGCCUGGCGGCCGGAGCUGGGCUUGUCCUCGCCAGCUGCUGCGUUCUUGGGGCUGCUCCCGCCGGAGGGACCGAGCCAGGCGUCUCCCCGCGGCUGGAGGGGAGCCGAUGCGAACCAGAGGCGCCCCGGCCGCGGCUAGCAGUGGGAUCUGCGUGACUCUCCCGGGCCCCCCGCAGGCGAGCGGCGCAGCGAACGAGCGAGCGAGCCCGGCAGGCUCGGGGCGAUGGCGAGCCCGAGGCACGGCCACUUAGCGGCUGCAGCGCUCUUCCUUGCCCAAUGCUUGGCAGCCCGCUUCCAGCUCGUGGACGGGGAGACGGCGCGGCGACCUCAGGGUGUGUUUUAUGAAGUUGUUCAGAGCGCCCCUCGAGUGGAGGAAAACGUUCAAGUGGAUUCACACCUAUACAGUCACAGGUGGAAAAGGCACUCGGAGUCUCUCAAAUCAGUCGAUACUAACAGAGCCAGCAUGGGGCAGGAUUCCUCAGAGCCCGGGGGCUUCACAGACCUACUACUUGACGAGGGACAUGACAACACCACACAGAUUGAGGAGGAUACAGAUCAUAAUUAUUAUACUUCCAGGACAUACGGCCCAUUUGAUUCUAUCAGCCGGGAUUUGUGGGUGAACAUAGACCAAAUGGAAAAAGACAAAGUGAAGAUCCACGGGAUUCUGUCCAAUACCCAUCGGCAAGCAGCAAGAGUGAAUCUGUCCUUCGAUUUUCCAUUUUAUGGACAUUUCCUACGUGAAAUUACUGUGGCAACUGGGGGUUUCAUAUAUACUGGAGAAGUUGUGCAUCGAAUGUUAACAGCUACGCAAUACAUUGCACCCUUGAUGGCAAAUUUUGACCCCAGUGUGUCAAGAAAUUCAACAGUGAGAUACUUUGAUAAUGGCACAGCACUUGUUGUCCAAUGGGAUCAUGUACAUCUGCAGGAUAAUUACAACCUAGGCAGCUUCACUUUUCAGGCUACCCUUCUCAAUGAUGGGCGUAUCAUUUUUGGAUAUAAAGAAAUUCCUGUCUCAGUGACACAGAUAAGUUCAACCAAUCACCCAGUGAAAGUGGGACUGUCGGAUGCAUUUGUGGUGGUCCAUAGGAUCCAGCAAAUUCCCAAUGUCCGUAGAAGAACGAUUUAUGAAUACCACAGGGUGGAGCUACAGAUGUCAAAGAUUACCAAUCUGUCAGCUGUUGAGAUGAUACCUCUACCUACCUGUCUCCAGUUUAACAGCUGUGGUCCCUGUGUCACUGCCCAGAUUGGCUUCAACUGCAGCUGGUGUAAUAAACUCCAAAGAUGCUCGAGUGGAUUUGAUCGCCACCGGCAAGAUUGGGUAGACAGUGGCUGUCCUGAAGAGUCGAAAGAUAAGGUCUGUGAGAAGAAUGUGGACACAACUGAGAAGCCCCCUCAUACCACCACUUCCCUCCAGCCAACUACCACGAGGUUCAGAGUUUUAACCACCACCAAAGGAGCCACUACAUCCCACCUGCCAACCAGCCUGCCCACAGAAGAUGAUACCAAGAUAGCACUGCACCUAAAAGAUAAUGGAGCCUCUACAGAUGAUAGCGCUGCAGAGAAGAAAGGUGGAACUCUCCAUGCUGGUUUAAUAGUUGGAAUUCUGAUAUUGGUCCUCAUUGUAGCAGCAGCCAUCCUUGUGACAGUCUAUAUGUACCAUCAUCCAACGUCAGCAGCUAGUCUCUUCUUUAUUGAGCGCCGCCCAAGCAGAUGGCCUGCAAUGAAAUUUCGAAGAGGCUCGGGACAUCCUGCAUAUGCUGAAGUGGAACCAGUUGGAGAAAAAGAAGGCUUCAUUGUAUCAGAGCAGUGCUAAAAUUUCUAGGACAAGAACACCAGUACUGGUCUACAGGUGUAAGACAUUUACUUUGCCUCUCUUUAAAGAAAAGGAGGCCUGAGCUGCUGUAGCUGUAAAGAAAGAAGAUUGUUGGAUAAAUCUUGUCCAAGAAGAAAAAACGAUUUAGGAUACCAGAUUACCACUGCGCUGUAGUUUUCCUUAGUGGAUUGACAUACAAUAGUUCAUUCAGAACACCCUGAGUGGACAUCUACAGUCUCAGAAAUGUGGCACAAAUGCCAUGUUAUUGGUUUAGGUAUGGGGUUGCAUAAGAAUCAAAAAAUAUAAUAAAGCUUUAGUUCAUCAGGGUGCUACCCUUUUGUUCAAGCAUUCUUCUCUGGUGUCUCAAAGAUAAAGUGUUACAAAUCUGUAACCCUUUCAUGCAAAGAGCAAAGGUCAGUUUUGACAAGGUUGCUAAGAAAAUCAAUUCAAUGCAGGUAAAAAAUAAGCAAUUUUCUAUACUUCUACAAAUGAAUGUGGAAUACAAUUCUGAGUGUUCAAUGCCAAACUAACAUAACCAAGUGAGUGAGUGAGUUACAGUACAACAUAGAUUAUUUCCAGGAGUAGUAGAAUGUUUCUUGUACUUUGUUGGUUAAUAUCCCUUAAACAAGCCAUGAUAAAGAAUUAGAAAGUUAGCACAAGGCGGUUAGAAAAAAUAGCUGGGAGUUUUCACUAUGGUGAAAUUGGGCUGUAUAAUUGGAGUUCAUGGUGAAAUUGGACUAAUUUUCAGUUUCAAUGUUCACUAAACAAUUAAUUAUUGGAUUUGUUUUAAGGGAUUCCACUUCCAUUUCCAAACAGUGGGCUGAAAUGAAGGCAACAGAUGCUUUUGGCUGAUGCUGGCAGAAAUCAACUUAGACCAUUUCUCAAAAAAUAUGAUGAAAAAAUGUUAAGAUUUUAAACAAAUGGAUUUUUAUCCUCAUUGUGAGUCCUUCCCGAGAAGCAUUGCAGAUUCCAGUGCACCCCUCCCAGAAAUACAGAUUCAAAGUGUUGCAGAACCCUGCUGAUUCAUUCAGUGAUUUCGUUUAACACACAUAGUACUUGCAUAAAUAUAUAUAUAAAUAUAUUUUUUUUUAUAGCUAACACAAGGCAGGCUCUUGUGGCUGUUAAGACUGCAUUUUUGUCAUCCAGACGGAGGAAAUGGAUUGCAUUACUGCAUAUUUCCACUGAGUUGUAAAAUAAUCCUUAAUAUUAGAAUAUUUUUAUGUUGCUUAGGGAUGGUGGUUCGUUUAGUUGCAGUGCCAUAACUUUUCUGCAUACUGGAGCCACGUUUCCUUUAAUAUCAACCCUUUUCCUCCUGGACUAGGGAAAAACAAUAUGAUAAAUUCCCAGUGAAAAGAAAAGAUAUUCCUUUGGUGGAAAGGGGUUAAUAUACACUGAGCUACUAAACUUUUCAAUUCAGGUAUUGUAUGUACAUUUCAUUGUGGUCUUUCACUUUCAAAUCUUUUACACACUGUACAAGCAGAGGCCCUUGAAGCAUUUUAAGGUACAGUAUUCAACAUUUGCAGUUUUAGGUCUCAAGUAGUUUAGCCACCUUGUAGUUACAACCUUAAUUAAUCAGUUAUUUACAUUCUUGUCAAUGCUUGUAUGGUCUAAAUUUGUUUACUUAACUCUGUUUUAAAAAUAACAUGAUUUUUACUUGUUAUUUUCUUCAGUAAAUAAUACAAUACUGUAUUUUCUGUAUUCAUUCUUUAUUCUAUGUAACACACAUUUUACAGUCAGUUUUAAAUCAUCCACUGUGCGGUUUGAAAUGUUCCAAAUCUAACCACUAUUAAUUUGAAACUGCUAAAAACCACAUCUUGAGGUCUGCUGAAAAUCUUGCCGCGAUCACUCUUUUAUAUUUCUGUGGCUCUACCAACACAUAUUUCUGAUGGGGGAGGGUUUAACGUACUGGCUAUUAAUUCAGAUAGCAAUAAUCAAAUAUAUGCACAUACCUAUCUGGUGACACUAAUUUUUAAAAUAAAACACAUAACAGUGCACAUAAUUUUAAAAAAAAAAAACUUCCUGGGUCUGAUACUUCUAUCUUAUUACAAGUAGAUUUGCAAUCAUCAGCUAGGAUCUAUUGGCCUAAUAAAACAAUUACAGAACUCGCACUUGUGAUUUUUGAAGCAUGAUGCCCUCACCAGUUAAAAUAAAUGUUAUUCCAGAUCACAUCAUGACAUAUCAGCCAACAUAUAAAUGUUGUGGAUACUCUUCAGUCAGAUUCACAUGAUGCUGCACUAUGUUUGGUUGUCUAAAUAUUCAUGUAAGUAAAGACUACUCACAGAACUCUGGGUUUGAAGGCUGAAGCAUUGGCUUAGUAAUACAAGUUGGAUUAAGUUUUACUUAUGAAUGUUAUACAGAGUAAACAGUGGAGCUGGCUGAAUAAUACUGAUCAUGUUAUUUGUGGGUUUCAUGAUUUUGUUUCAUAGCCAACAAUUUUUUCUGUUUUCAUUCCUAUCCCCUUUAUAGAGCUGGAUGAACAGUUUGUGAUAAUUCACAAAUAAACAUACAUUUGAUGACAUUUCUUAAUUGAAA